Molecule: messenger RNA, 2457 nt
Organism: Penicillium canescens
Lineage: Eukaryota; Fungi; Ascomycota; Eurotiomycetes; Eurotiales; Aspergillaceae
Product: RINT-1 family protein
Exons: 5
Coding region: 1-2457 (818 amino acids)
Biological process (GO): retrograde vesicle-mediated transport, Golgi to endoplasmic reticulum; regulation of ER to Golgi vesicle-mediated transport; endoplasmic reticulum to Golgi vesicle-mediated transport
Cellular component (GO): Dsl1/NZR complex
Source: RefSeq, a predicted model, not a curated record
AUGGCGCCUCUCACGGCUUUAUCUUCGCAUGAGCGGAAUCGCGUCGAAGAUUAUUUGAAUGACAAGAUCCAGGUCUCUGCCGAUCUUGAGAGUUUGGAUUCGCUAUUAUCGAGCCUCCGCGCGCAACAGGAGCUUCAGCGGAAACAGCUAGCAGAAGCCCACGAAGCAUUAUCUAGUGCAACAAAAGCCUCCGAUGACCAUGCUGAAGCCACUCGAAAGCAAGCCGAGGCAUUCACCCACGACCAAGCGGACAUCGAUCGACGGCUAAAGGCUAUCACACAAUCUGAGACCAGCGAUGAGGCAGCACGGAGUCUUGAAAAGAGCAUGGAGAGACUCCAACGGCUUGAGGUCUCUAAGGGAUACGUGGAACUACUCAAGGAAGCCGAGGAAUUGAGCAAGCAAGCUUUGACAAACCUUGCCUCCGAACCCCGCGCUGCCUUGAAACCAUAUUCCCGACUGCGAACGAUCGUCGGAUCACUGAAGGAUGCCCAACCUGCUGCUGAGGGAGCAGCCCCUCACCUCGUCGACUACACAGAGAAGCUGGCAUUUGCACUGAGACAGCAGAUGAAAGAAUACUUUGGCAAUAACCUGAAGAAGACGUUAGAAGAGCUGAAAUGGCCGACACGAGACUUGAACAUUACCGAUCAACUUCUAGCUCGCUGGCGACAAGACGUUGAGCUCUUGAUCGACCUCCAAGCACCGGAACUCCAAAAUCGUGAUGCAUUAGGAUCGGGUAUGGCUCUCGAGCCGCCGGUCUUGUUCCCAUUGGAGGUUAUGGUGCAUCCUUUAGAUCUCCGAUUCAAGUACCACUUCAGCGGGGACAAACCGACAAACCGACUUGACAAGCCUGAAUAUUUCCUCUCACAUAUCAUGGACCUGAUCAACCAAUACGGCGGGUUCUUUGUGUCCUAUUUGCAGCCUAUCCUCGACGAAAAAGCUCAAGCUCUAGGAUCGAGUCUAGACUGGAACUUCUAUAAUGCGUCACACAGUUUCAUUACGGCAUUGAUUCCGAUGCUGACUCGAAAAAUCAGCUUAUUCCUCCCUCAGAUCUCAAACUACCCUCAAUUACUCAGCCACUUCAUUCACGAACUGAUGAACUUUGACAAUGAGAUAAGGGAAACAUGGAACUAUCUACCAGAUCCAUAUGCUGAUGACAAUUGGAAGGGUAUGACGUGGGAAGUAUUGACAAGGCAGGGCUGGUAUGAUCGCUGGCUUCAGGUUGAGAAGGACUUUGCGCUGGCGCGAUACAAAGACAUCAUUGACACGGCAGACAGCGGAGAAAUUGAUUACGAUGGCAUGGAAAUCACGGCAACGAAACCAACCAAGGCUGCAAUCCGCGUGAAUGAUCUUCUCGAAACCAUCACCGAGCGCUACCAGCCUCUAUCGUCUUUCAGCCAAAAGCUACGCUUUCUCAUUGACAUCCAAAUUACAAUCUUCGACCAAUUCCAUGAACGCCUCUAUUCUGCUCUCGAAGCAUACCUUGCAAGGACAUCUACGCUUGGACGCACUGUGCAAGGAGCCGACGGGCAAGCCAGUGUGGAAGGUGUUGCCGGCCUGGAGCGACUCUGCAGGGUAUUUGGCAGUGCCGAGUACCUGGAAAAGAAGAUGGAGGAUUGGAGCAACGAUGUAUUCUUCGUUGAGCUUUGGUCCGAGCUUCAGGAUCGGGUCCUACAAAACCGAGACAGCGGUCGAAACGUGGCUGGCACUAUGUCCGUUGCCGAGGUUGCAUCGCGUACCUCCCCUGCUAUCACCAGCAACAAUAGUACACACACCGAGACCUCGUCAGACGGUGCUCUCUUCGAUGAGACGGCAUCCGCCUACCGUCGUCUACGACUCCGCUCCGAAACCAUCAUCACCUCUACCCUCUCUUCCAAUAUCCUUGCUGCUCUGAAGCCCUACUCUCGGGUAUCUACCUGGGCUACACUAUCGACCCCCUCUGCCACGGCGACGGCGUCCCCGCUUUCUCCAUCCUCUGAUAUCGCCCAUGCUAUGCGUACUUUGUCUACCCAACUCUCCUUCUUAUCUCACGCGUUGGGAACCGCACCUUUGCGACGAGUCUCGCGCCACCUUCUUUUAUCCCUUCAGACUUUUAUUUGGGAUAGCGUUUUGACCAAAAAUACCUUUUCUACUACCGGAGCGGCUCAGCUUGCCAGCGAUGUCGAUCACCUGUGUAACGUGGUAGAUGCUGCCCUGGGAGCAUCCAACCACGCAGGGAUCUCCAUGCGUACUAUCAAAAAGCUUACCGAGGGAUUACGUAUUCUUUGUUUGAGUGCCGCUGAGCAAGAGGGCGACGCCCCUGCAAAGCAUGAUGCGGCUUUAGGGCUGUGGGAUGUGGAAAAGAGGCUCUUCAGGGAUAACGAGAGCGCACGAGGCGUGCUUGCUGAACUGGAAAUUGACUCUCUGUCUGAAGCCGAGGCUCGAUCUGUGUUGGAACGCAGAGUCGAGAUUGGCAGUUGA